Corylus avellana is the source of this 4218-nucleotide messenger RNA. RefSeq names its product ubiquitin C-terminal hydrolase 12. Gene Ontology annotation, biological process: protein deubiquitination; regulation of protein stability. Gene Ontology annotation, molecular function: cysteine-type deubiquitinase activity; protein binding. Gene Ontology annotation, cellular component: nucleus; cytosol. The record is from RefSeq and is a predicted model, not a curated record. Lineage: Eukaryota; Viridiplantae; Streptophyta; Magnoliopsida; Fagales; Betulaceae.
AAAAUCCCGACAAUGUCCUCUUCUCGAACUAAACCAGUCGGCCCUCUUUUCCACACCCAUUUUUGCUAACUUGCAGAGCCUUCUUGCUCCCUCUUUCACCGCAAGCUCUCUCAAGAUUCGUCGAUCGGACGGCCAAUAAUCCGCACGCCCAUGACUCUGAUGACGCCUCCUCCGUUGGAUCAGCAACAGCAGCAACAGGACGACGAGGAGAUGCUGGUCCCGCAUAGUGACUUCCCCGAGGGUCCCCAGCCGAUGGAAGUAGCACAAGCAGAAACAGCGAAUACAGUGGACACUCAGGCAGUGGAUGAUCCACCGUCGGCAAGGUUCACUUGGACAAUUGAAAAUUUCUCAAGGCUUAAUACCAAGAAGCUCUACUCUGAUAUUUUCCUUGUUGGAGGCUUCAAAUGGCGGAUACUAAUCUUCCCAAAGGGGAACAAUGUCGAUCAUUUGUCUAUGUAUCUAGAUGUUGCAGAUUCGACAGCUUUGCCAUAUGGGUGGAGUAGAUAUGCCCAGUUCAGCUUGUCUGUUAUCAAUCAAAUCCAUAAUAAAUACUCAAUUAGAAAAGAAACACAGCACCAGUUCAAUGCACGGGAGAGUGAUUGGGGUUUCACUUCAUUCAUGCCUCUUGGUGAACUGUAUGACCCUGGUAGAGGUUAUCUCGUGAAUGAUACAUGCAUCGUUGAAGCUGAUGUUGCCGUACGUAGGGUUGUUGAUUACUGGUCACAUGACUCAAAGAAGGAAACUGGUUAUGUCGGACUUAAAAACCAAGGAGCUACAUGCUACAUGAAUUCUCUUCUUCAGACAUUGUAUCAUAUUCCUUACUUCAGAAAGGCUGUGUAUCACAUGCCAACAACCGAGAAUGAUAUGCCAUCAGGGAGCAUCCCUCUGGCUCUGCAGAGUUUAUUCUACAAGCUCCAGUAUAGUGACACUAGUGUAGCAACAAAAGAGUUGACAAAGUCUUUUGGAUGGGACACGUAUGACUCGUUCAUGCAGCAUGAUGUGCAAGAACUUAAUAGGGUGCUUUGUGAAAAGCUUGAAGACAAAAUGAAGGGAACUGUUGUGGAGGGUACAAUACAGCAGUUAUUUGAAGGGCACCAUAUGAAUUACAUUGAAUGCAUCAAUGUGGACUAUAAGUCCACAAGAAAAGAAUCAUUUUAUGAUCUUCAGCUUGAUGUCAAAGGCUGUCGGGAUGUUUAUGCUUCUUUUGACAAGUAUGUGGAAGUGGAACGUCUUGAGGGUGAUAAUAAGUAUCAUGCUGAACAAUAUGGUUUACAGGAUGCUAGGAAAGGUGUUUUGUUCAUUGAUUUUCCUCCCGUCCUUCAACUUCAGCUAAAACGGUUCGAGUAUGAUUUUAUGCGGGAUACCAUGGUAAAGAUAAAUGACCGCUAUGAGUUCCCUUUGCAACUUGAUCUUGAUAGAGAGAAUGGCAAGUAUCUAUCGCCUGAGGCAGACAGGAGUGUUCGCAACCUUUACACGCUUCACAGUGUUUUGGUUCACAGUGGUGGGGUGCAUGGUGGACACUAUUAUGCUUACAUUAGGCCGACCCUAUCUGAUCAGUGGUUUAAAUUUGAUGAUGAACGAGUGACAAAAGAAGAUAUAAAGAGGGCAUUAGAGGAGCAGUAUGGUGGUGAGGAAGAGUUGCCGCCGGCAAAUCCUGGAUUCAAUAAUUCUCCAUUUAAAUUUACUAAAUAUUCAAACGCAUAUAUGCUUGUUUAUAUACGCGAAAGUGACAAGGAGAAAAUAAUUUGUAAUGUGGAUGAGAAGGACAUCGCAGAACACCUUAGGAUAAGGUUGAAGAAAGAACAAGAAGAAAAGGAGCAAAAGAGAAAGGAAAAAGCAGAGGCGCAUCUUUAUACUAUCAUAAAGGUUGCGCGUAAUGAGGACCUCCUUGAACAGAUUGGAAAGGAUUUAUAUUUUGAUCUCGUUGAUCAUGAAAAAGUUCAUAGUUUUCGUAUUCAAAAGCAGAUGAUCUUUAACUUCUUCAAGGAAGAAGUUGCCAAGGAGUUUGGUAUACCAGUGCAAUUUCAACGUUUCUGGUUUUGGGCAAAACGUCAAAACCAUACAUACCGGCCAAAUCGACCACUGACACCUCAGGAGGAAGUUCAAUCUGUUGGACAGUUGAGAGAAGUUUCCAAUAAGGCAAAUAAUGCAGAGCUAAAGUUGUUUCUAGAAGUAGAAGUCGGGCAGGAUUUGCGGCCUGUUCCUCCUCCUGAAAAGACUAAAGAUGAUAUUCUUCUAUUCUUUAAAUAUUAUGACCCUCUGAAAGAGGUGCUCCGAUAUGUUGGGAGGCUGUUUGUCAAGGGUAGUGGUAAGCCAGCGGAAAUAUUGAUAAAACUAAAUGAAAUGGCUGGUUUCGGUCCUGAUGAAGAAAUUGAACUUUAUGAGGAAAUAAAGUUUGAGCCGAAUAUAAUGUGUGAACGCAUUGACAAGAAGACCACUUUUCGUGCUAGUCAGCUCGAAGAUGGGGACAUCGUUUGCUUUCAGAAGUCCCCUCAAGUUGGAAGCAGUGAUCAAUGUCGCUAUCCGGAUGUUCCUUCAUUCUUGGAAUAUGUGCAUAAUCGUCAGGUUGUUCGCUUUCGAUCUUUGGAGAAGCCAAAGGAGGAUGAAUUCUGCCUUGAAUUGUCAAAACUUCACACCUACGAUGAUGUUGUGGAGAGAGUAGCUCAGCAUCUUAGCAUGGAUGAUCCAUCCAAAAUAAGGCUCACAUCUCACAACUGUUAUUCCCAGCAACCUAAACCCCAACCUAUCAAGUACCGAGGAGUGGAACAUUUGUCUGACAUGUUGGUCCACUACAAUCAGAGUUCUGACAUUCUCUAUUAUGAAGUAUUGGAUAUCCCUCUGCCAGAAUUGCAAGGUCUAAAAACUUUGAAAGUUGCUUUUCAUCAUGCUACAAAGGAAGAAGUUGUAAUCCAUACCAUUAGAUUACCAAAACAGAGCACGGUCGGAGAUGUUAUUAAUGACCUAAAGACAAAGGUUGAGUUGUCUCAUCCCAUUGCAGAACUUAGAUUGCUUGAAGUUUUCUAUCACAAGAUCUAUAAGAUUUUCCCUCUCAGUGAAAAGAUCGAGAAUAUUAAUGAUCAGUAUUGGACAUUACGUGCUGAGGAGAUUCCUGAAGAGGAGAAAAACCUUGGUCCUCAUGAUCGCUUAAUUCAUGUGUAUCAUUUUAUGAAGGAUACAGCGCAGAACCAGGUGCAGGUUCAAAAUUUUGGGGAACCAUUUUUCUUGGUUAUCCAUGAGGGUGAAACAUUAGCUGAAGUUAAAGUCCGCGUGCAGAAAAAGUUGCAAGUUCCUGAUGAGGAGUUCUCUAAGUGGAAGUUUGCAUUUUUGUCAUUGGGUCGUCCAGAGUACCUCUUGGACUCAGACAUUGUGUCCAGUCGGUUUCAGAGAAGGGAUGUUUAUGGUGCUUGGGAGCAGUAUCUUGGGUUGGAACACACGGACAAUGCUCCUAAAAGGUCGUACACAGCCAAUCAGAAUCGUCACACAUUUGAGAAGCCGGUGAAAAUCUACAAUUAGUACACACAUGGAUGAUUGUCUAGUUCGUUUGAUGAGCCAACUCCCAAAUGGAAUUGCGGCUUUGUGUAAAGCGUGAUUGAAGCACAAUUGAAGCUUGCUGUCAGUUUUUGCAAGAGUAAUCAUUGAUCUCUAAAUGUGUUUGUGAUUUUUUAUGGUGGGAUAAAGAGGGGAGGGAGGGGGCGUCGAGGGGAUGUUAGGAAUUUUAAUUCCAUAUAUGUUUUCUAGUAGUUCAGACUUCUCUCCCUCUUGCAGGCACCCAUCUCUGGGGUGAAGUAGGUGGCUUUUAUCUCUAAUUUCUUUGUAAUCUAGUACAUAAGAUUUUGCGGUGGGGGAUGUAUAGAGGAGGGUAUAGGUGUGUUUUAGCGUUAAUUCCCUUUUUUUUUUUUUUUGUUGUCUGAUCAUCCUGUUGUUUUUCCUAGAUGCAUAAGAUGGGGGGAGCCAUGUAUAAUAUUUAGCUUGUGGUUUUGAGGAUUUGUGCAAAAGGAAACUACUAAAAAACAUUGCUCAUAUGCGCCCUUCCCCGAUUCCAACCAGAAGGAUUUUAUUUUGAUAAAUUUUUUCAAAUUCUGGUGUAUUGCUCACGCACUCGACAGCAUUAUUCUUUGUGCUUCAGCCUCAAUGUUGAGGGCUGUUUGAGAUGAUUAAAGUGCUCUCAAUUCCGUCAAAUUGAAUGGCCUACGACUUUGACUAAGUUGUGUUAAGAUC